Daphnia pulicaria is the source of this 649-nucleotide messenger RNA. Its product is annotated as pupal cuticle protein Edg-78E-like. Gene Ontology annotation, molecular function: structural constituent of chitin-based larval cuticle. The coding region runs from base 50 to 568 and encodes 172 amino acids. Gene Ontology annotation, cellular component: chitin-based extracellular matrix. Lineage: Eukaryota; Metazoa; Arthropoda; Branchiopoda; Diplostraca; Daphniidae. The record is from RefSeq and is a predicted model, not a curated record. The transcript has 3 exons.
GCAGAUACUGUAGAGAACAGGUAUCAGUUGUUCAACAACCGUAUUCAAAAUGAAGCUGUUCAUCAUCGCCGCUAUCUUGGCCGUUGCUGCCGCCGCUCCUUCCGGUUACAAAACCGAAGAAGAGAAGUACGGAAAGGACUACAAAUACCCCGAGAUCACAGUCACUGGCCAAUCUGAUGAGCGUAACCUGGAUGGCAGCAGCCAGUGGAACUACGCCCAAUCCGACUACGCCACCCGUGCCGAAUCCCAGGCCCAGAAGAAAUUCACCGUCACCACCGUCGAUGAUUACGGCAAAGAAACCAAAGAGGAAGUCUACGGAAACACCAACCAGGGAUCCUCCUACUGGGUUUCUCCUGAAGGCGAGAAAUUCACUUUGACCUGGGUCGCCGAUGAUGCCGGUUUCCAGCCAAAGGGUGACCACUUGCCCGUCGCUCCCGUCCACGUCUACGAGCUCCCAGUUGCCCCAGUCCAUGAAUACGAACUCCCAGUUGCCCCCGUCCACGAAUACGAACUCCCCGUUGCUCCAGUCCACAUUCCAUUCAACGGAAAGGGCUACAAGAUCUAUUAAAUUAUUAUUGACUGUAUCCAUCUAAUGUACAGUGCCAUGGCAUUGAAAAAGUUGGUGUAAAUAUAAAUCGUGCACUUGAAA